GGCUUGCCCUCUUUUGUGCUCCUCCGUCGUCCUCACUUCUCACUUCCCCUUCCCCUCCACCCAUCUCCACCACCUCUACCCCUCGUACCGCCAUGACCACACCCACGCAACGCAUCACUCAACUAGCCUCGCACCUCGACCCGCGCACCUGGUCGGGCAAAGGCCUCGCAGCCGUCUCGACCAAAAAUGACAGCGACGUCGUCGUCGUGGCGCUGGGUCGCACGCCGCAAUGCAAGGCGGGAAAGGGCGGCCUCAAGGACACGCCAUUCGACGUCCUCGUCCACCAAACCCUCAAGGGAGUCCUCGGUCGAGUCCCGCAACUGGAUCCCGCCCUCAUCCAAGACGUCGUCGUGGGUAACGUCCGCAACGAGAAUGCAGCCUACUACGUGCGCGCCGCUGCCCUCGCUGCCGGCAUCCCCAGGGAGUGCCCCUCCCUCGUCGUAAACCGCUUCUGCUCCUCGGGCCUAAUGGCCAUUCGCACCGUAGCGAACCAGAUCCAAUCCGGCGAGAUCUCCUGCGGUCUCGCGGCAGGCGUCGAGCACAUGAGCUCCCACGCCAAGUCGGCCCCUCAUAUCCACGACGACUUGGCAAAGGCGAGCCAGGAGGCCAAAGAUUGCGAGCUGCCCAUGGGUGCUACGAGCGAGUUUGUCAGCCAAGACUUCAACGUCAGCCGCGCAGACCAAGAUGCUUACGCUGCACGCAGUCACCAAAGAGCGAGCGCAGCGCAGAAGGCAGGCUACUUUGACGAAGAGAUCUUCCCCGUCCAAGCGCACGUCAAGGAAGGAGACGCCACAUCGUACAAGGUAUUGACGCAGGACGACGGCAUCCGCCACGAUACUACAGCCGAGAAGUUGGCAAAGAUUCGUCCAGCCUUCCCCGAGUACGCAAAAGAGGGCGGAGAGGCGGCCACGACGGGUGGGAAUGCGAGCCAGCUCACCGACGGCGGAGCGGCCAUGAUCCUCAUGACGCGUCGCAUGGCAAAUGAGCUUCAGCUACCCAUUGUAGCAAAGUACGUCGCAACCGCCGUAGCUGGUUUAGCGCCAAGGAUCAUGGGUAUUGGACCUUCCAUCGCUAUUCCCAAGCUUCUCGAUCUCACCGGCGUCAAGAAGGAGGAAGUCGACGAAUUCGUCGUCAAUGAGGCUUUCAGCUCCAUGGCCGUCUACGUGCAGCGUCAACUCGGCAUCCCCGAUGAGAAGUACAAUACGACAGGUGGAAGCUGUGCCCUUGGUCAUCCUCUCGGGGCCACCGCUUUAAGAUUAGUCGUGCAGGGGCUCAACAACAUGAAGCGUACGGGAGGCAAGGUCGUGGUGAUCAGCAUGUGUGUGGGCACGGGACAAGGCGCGGCAGGUCUCUUCAUCAGCGAGCAGUAGGGAGCACAAAAAGAGGGACAGCGGCGUUGCUCCUCCCCACACUUCCCCGCCUUGUGUUGAUAUUCUCGAUCAAUGAGAUUCACAGCCCUGAAUACAAGUACUCGAUCUGCUUCCAGGCGUCGCCACCAACGCCGGCAACGACUACGACUGCUACGCCCCUCAGCCGAAGAAGCCUCCCUGUCCGCGCGCGCACUUGCUUCCGCACACU
Molecule: messenger RNA, 1578 nt
Organism: Jaminaea rosea
Lineage: Eukaryota; Fungi; Basidiomycota; Exobasidiomycetes; Microstromatales
Product: thiolase
Exons: 1
Coding region: 93-1370 (425 amino acids)
Biological process (GO): phenylacetate catabolic process; fatty acid beta-oxidation
Cellular component (GO): peroxisome
Molecular function (GO): acetyl-CoA C-acyltransferase activity
Source: RefSeq, a predicted model, not a curated record